GCCCGCCUCUCCGCUCUCUCUCUCCGCUGUUGUUGCAGCCAUUUUACCGCGGAGCAGCUGCUGGAGAUGCCGAGGCAGCAGCUCCAUUAACAGGUCUAGAAACAUGGCUGACGCACCUCAAGGUCCGGCGGUCCGCCGGCCGCUGGAGUUCGCCAACGAGGAGCGGCGGGCCGUGCACUCCUGGUCCCGGAUCUCGUCGGCCGGACACAACGUCCUGCUGGACGCCCUGAAGAUCCUCAGCCCCAUGUCCCGCGACCUGAAGAGCACGGAGGAGCUGGUGACCUUCCUGCAGGAGCUGAGCGAGGAGGGCCACCAGCCCGUGGUGCUGGGCAGCAAGGACGUGUACGGAUACCGCUCCUGCACCAGCCAGCCGCUCACGCAGGACAUGCUGAAGGCUAACAACCGCGGCGUGGGCCGCCCCACGGCCAAGAAGAGGAAGAAGAAGCCGCUGGUGAAGAAGCGUGAGGUGCACCCGUCCUGGAGCACGAACGACCGGAGCAGCCCCCGGAUCCAGGGGCCCCGGCCCCCGGAGCUGUUCCCCGACCACCACGUCCGCGCCGUCGUGUGCAGCCGGACGCCGUUCUACCGCACGGCGGAGGUGCUGGCGGCGGACGCGGCGCCGUGCUUGCGGCUGACCAACAUCCAGGGCCUGUCGGGCUUCCACACGGCCCGGCUGCAGAUCAGCCCCAUCAGAGACCUGUCCUCCGGGGAGGCCCCGCCCCCGGGCUUCCCCCCGCAGCAGCAGCUCCCGCCCGCUCUCUCAGGGAUCCCCCCCCAGCCCUCCCAGAACGGGGGGGCGGCGCCCGCCGGCGCCGUGGCCUUGUUCAGCCAGAAGAGCCUGUCCUGCCCGGCGCGGCUGCUGGACGGCGCCCUCAUCGGGGACUCCGCCCCGGCCUUCUACGCCAACAACAACGGCCGGGCGUUCCCACAGACUCACACCGAGCUGGGCAGCAACGGCUGCUGGGCCGGCAACGGCAACGGCUUCCACUGGGACGUCCGGCCGCCGGCCGCCCGGCCCCGGAACGGCUGGAAGGACAAGAAGGGCGUCCGGCAGAAGGUGAUCAAGGUGGACGAGUCGCGCUCGGUGGCCGAGGCCUGCAGGAAGGCGCAGAAGAUCCUGCAGGUCAACCUGUGCCCCGUCAUCCAGAUCCAGCCGCUCAACCACGUGCUGAGAGACUUCCGGUUCCAGAAGAAGUGACUCCUUCCUCCUUCCGGAGAAACCACGAAAAGACAAAACCACAAAACUCCGACUGUUUGUUUAGCAGAUGUUAGUGUUUUACAUUCAUUAGCCCUCCCCGGCGCUGGUCUUUCCUCCGGGAGGAGACGCCGGGCCGGCGGCUGGAGCUCCUCCACCCGCCGCUCGUCUUGUUGGGAAACCUGGGCGUCGUCUGCGUACGAGCAGACGAACGCACCACAAAGUUACGUAGAGACAAACGGACGGAGCCCCAGCACCGAGCCCUGGGGAAUCCCGGGCUCCGGGAGGAGCCGGAGGUUUAGGAGCUGCUUUUCCUAGCGGGCUGGGAAAGUCUACCAGCCGACGCUGGUUCGCCUUCUCCGACGCUCCGUCGUCCUUCAACCAAACGUAGUUUUGCUUUGAGUCGUCCGGUUCCUCGGCGGCGCGGGUCUUCCCCCCGCCGACACGGGGGGUUCCCGGCGUUUUUGAGUAUUUAAUGAACUCUCAAACUAACGUGCAGCGUGUCGGAUACGGAGGCGACACCGGGCUGCAGCGCGUUUCCAGCAACAGAAGAAGAAAUGAGGCGUCCCGUUUCCAGCAGAACGGAGACAUUUGGUUUUUCUCUUAAUAUUAUUAUUAUAAUUAUUAUUAUUAUUAUUUUUAUUUUCCUCCAUCAGAAGGGAUGGAGGUUGGAGAGAGAGCAGCGCAGGGACCAACAGGUCGGGGAGAGUAUCGGGCGUUUAGAAACGAGAUCCAGGACUUUUUAGUUUCCAAACUCGUCCGACAUCGACACGUGUCGGGAAAUUAUUCUAAUUUUUUCUCCGUUAAGAUGAAUUUCUAACGUCUGCAGAAGCUGACGACGUUUCUCUGAGUUUCUCGACCUCCUCAGAUCCGGCGGCGGCGGCUUCGUCGUAGCGUCGACCCGGAAACUGGACGACGUAGUCGCAACAUUUCAAAAGAAAAAUCCAUCAGAGCUGCAGUCCCACGGGAACGACCCGGUUAGCAGCAGUUUAGCAGGAUGUUAGCUGCGCUUUAGCACGAGGCUAGCUACGCUUUAGUGCAAGGCUAGCUGCGCUUUAGCGAGAUGUUAGCUACAGUUUAGUGGGAGUUUAGCUGCGCUUUGGCACGAGGCUAGAUGCGCUGUAGCGCAUGGCUAGCUGCGCUUUAGCAAGAUGUUAGUUACAGUUUAGCAUAAGGCUAGCUGCGCUUUAGUGCAAGGCUAGCUGCGCUUUAGUGCAAGGCUAGCUGCGCUUUAGCGAGAUGUUAGCUGCAGUUUAGUGGGAGUUUAGCUGCGCUUUAGCUGGUGGCUAGCAGCAGUUUAUCUGGAGGUUAGCUACAGUUUAGCAGAACGUUAGCUGCAGUUUAGCACAAGACUAGCAGCAGUUUAGCGGGAUGUUAGUUACAGUUUAGCAUAAGGCUAGCUGCGCUUUAGCACAAGGUUAGCUAUGCUUUAGCGGGAGGCUAGCAGCAGUAAGCAGGAGGUUAGCUACAGUUUAGCACGAGGCUAGCAGCAGUUUAGCAGGAGGUUAGUUACAGUUUAGCAGGUUAGUUACAGUUUGGCUGCUAAACCGCCGCCGCGGUUCCGUCCCCGUGGGACUGGACCUCGGUCUUCGCGGGGCCGGCCCCCCCGGCGCCGUCACGUCCUCGUUUAAGGGCGUUAACUUCUUGUUGGGGAGAAUGUAGCGUAAACCUCGGUUUGUUAAAAACGCUCGUUAACGGUCCAUCGUCUCGGCAGCUCUGGCGACGCUUUUGAUUUGUUGAACGAAGGAACAGAAAAGUCUCCGCUAGCUCGAGGCCCGUUAGCUCAGCUGUUGUUUUUUUUCAGAAUAGUUUGCUGAAAGUUCUGCUGGAGUUCUGGAGGAGACGCGUCACGGUUCGGUGCUGAUUGGUUGUUUUCAUGUCGGCUUCUGGGCCGAGAUGUUCUCCGUCUCCAAACGGCGGCGGCGUUAGCGGCCGUGGCGUAAGCGGCCGCGGCGUUAGCGGCCGCGGCGUCAGCGGCGGCGUGGGACUUGUUUCCGGUCAACCUGACGUUUGGACGGACUGGUCUCGGCCCCGCCCGGUCUCUCGUUCACGCCCUUUUCUAGGCCUCUGUUGUCCUCGUUUGUCGACACUUGUAUGAUAUCGUAUUUCCUACAUGAUCUUUGAAACAUUUUUGUUCAAUAAAACUGACUUGAAAUA
Molecule: messenger RNA, 3352 nt
Organism: Cololabis saira (Pacific saury)
Lineage: Eukaryota; Metazoa; Chordata; Actinopteri; Beloniformes; Belonidae
Gene: ccdc71
Product: coiled-coil domain containing 71
Exons: 3
Coding region: 104-1198 (364 amino acids)
Source: RefSeq, a predicted model, not a curated record